This is a messenger RNA of Cajanus cajan (pigeon pea), 850 nucleotides long. RefSeq names its product cell wall / vacuolar inhibitor of fructosidase 1. The record is from RefSeq and is a predicted model, not a curated record. Lineage: Eukaryota; Viridiplantae; Streptophyta; Magnoliopsida; Fabales; Fabaceae. Gene Ontology annotation, biological process: negative regulation of catalytic activity. Gene Ontology annotation, molecular function: enzyme inhibitor activity.
UUCCAAUCUAUGCAACUUAGGCACUAUCAUUUUGUCUUCCAACGAUUAACAAUGACAAACUCUAAGUCCCUAAUUGUCUUCUUUUCUCUCCAAGCCAUGGUUGUUAUGAUUUCAAUAAUACCAUCGAGCCACUGCAGAACCUUGCAUCGAAACGAUGAAAGGCUGAUAGAGAGCACUUGCAAGAAGACACCCAACUACAAUGUUUGCCUUCAAUAUCUCAAGGCAAGCCCUGAGAGCUCCAGUGCUGACGUCACAGGGCUGGCUCUGAUCAUGGUCAAAGUGAUUAAGGCAAAGGCAAACGAUGCCUUAAAAAUAAUUCAUGAGUUGCAAAGGGUUGGAUCAGGGCCUAAGCAAAGGAAAGCCUUGAGUUCUUGUGCUGACAAAUACAAAGCAAUUUUAAUUGCUGAUGUGCCACAAGCCACUGAAGCUCUGCAGAAGGGGGACCCCAAGUUUGCUGAAGAUGGGGCUAAUGAUGCUGCCAAUGAGGCUACGUAUUGUGAGAAUGAAUUCUCUGGGAAAUCACCCCUCACCAAACAGAACAAUGCUAUGCAUGAUGUUGCAGCUGUCACAGCGGCUAUUGUCAGAUUGUUGCUCUAGUUGCUCAAAUGAAACCUAUGCUUCAUUCUUGGAACUUGUGUUAACUUUUAUUCAAAAAUGCUGUCUAAUUUAGUGCUGUUAUAGAAUGUUAUGUUUAGUAACAUACUUGAUCUUUAAUCACUUUCUGAUUUUCAUUGAGAUUUGGAAAGUUUCAUUUCCUUUUGCUAAAUGUUUUUAAAAUGGUUCGCGACCCGAAUUACAUGCUUGUAACAUCAAGAUUUGCAGAAUAUCCAUAACUAUAUUGUCAUUGCAA